AUGAUAAUCACAUUAUUAAUCAAUUUAAUAAAAUGCUUAUCAUUUACAGGCACGGCGGACGCUCCUAUUAUGAUUGAUGAAAGCACUAAUACAGAGAUGAUUGUGGAUAAUGUAUGCGAAGAAAAGGACUUGCGAACUUCACAAGAAAUGUCGAUAACAGCAGAGGAAAUUCAAGAAGUGCGUGCUUUUAUUCUGGAACAAAAAAAGAAGAAGCAGGCUGCCGAGGCGCGACGCAGACGCUCAAUUGAAAAAUCGAGCUCAACUUUGAGUUCGGUUUCCACUUCGAGCAAAGCCCCGACCGCAAAGAAGUCACAAAGCAAGUCAAAUAAAAUAAGUGAAAAUGUUCCACAAAACAACGUUGACGCUGUUAUUAAGUCAGUUAUCAAACGAGCAAAAAGUCAAAUUCCCAAACAUUCAAAGGAAGAAGUGACUAAGGAUAUUCUUGAUGCAAUGAUGGAUUAUGAUGAGGAAGAAGACGAGUCUGAUGAUCCAGAUCCUAAUGAUGUUAUUUCUUUGGGCGAGGAUGAAGAGGAAUACAAGCGAAGGCGAAUCGAACGUAAGUUUGAUAUUUUUUUAUUUAAAUAUUUUCUAGGUAAACAACGCGCUGAACAAUUAGUUCCUGAAGGAUUACUCAAGCGUGCACAGGUGCUUAAAGUACCUCGUCAAGGAAUUUUCAUUCACCAGUGCAACAAUUGCCGAGAAAACCAGAAGAAACGACAAAAAUUUCUUUACAAGGCAGGAAGUCCUAUAAAUUUUACGCUUACAUUCGAAUUGUGCGCAGAGGACCUCGACAAAAAUAUAAACCUAGGGACAUUUUAUGCUCUCUCUUGGGGUAUUACAUAA
This is a messenger RNA of Meloidogyne enterolobii, 843 nucleotides long. Lineage: Eukaryota; Metazoa; Nematoda; Chromadorea; Rhabditida; Meloidogynidae. The record is from the annotation of a GenBank genome assembly.